Molecule: messenger RNA, 864 nt
Organism: Trypanosoma rangeli
Lineage: Eukaryota; Euglenozoa; Kinetoplastea; Trypanosomatida; Trypanosomatidae
Exons: 1
Coding region: 1-864 (287 amino acids)
Source: RefSeq, a predicted model, not a curated record
AUGGCUGGCCGUGCGCUGUUGGUGUGCGCCCUCUGCGUGCUGUGCUGCGCUGCCGGCGGUGUCGGUGCGUGGGACGGCGGCUACUGCACGGAGAGUGACUGGAGGGACUUGAGGGCGGUUGCGAGGGACAUGACGGAGGAGGAGAUUGAGGGAAAGUACUGCAGCCGCAAGCCGGAGUUUGUGACGCGGAUGCGAGCGAGUGUGCAGGAGGAGGGGGAGACUGUUUCUGGUACGACGCCGGGAGGGAUGAGCUCCACUGGGGCACGUGAGGGCACACGGGGGGAAGUGCCAGUCUCACAAGAGGGGGAAUUACCGCCACGCGUUGACGGCAACAGUCAACCUGCUAGAGAGAAGGAAAAGACUGAGGAAGAUGGUACUAAAGGGAGGGAAGAGGAACAAUCACGUGAGGGAGCACCAGCGGCGUCGUUGCCACCGCUACAGUCACAUUCACAGCUACAGGACGCCGUGCAGGAGAGUACGCAGGCUAGCGGUCCACCAAAGUUGGGAGAAGACGAUGGAAAAGCCGGAGGAAGAGGUGAUGAUGGCAAAACGGAGGUCGACCAGAGGGCAAAAGCUGGAAGUUCAGCGGAGAUAACGCAACAAGCUCACUCUGCAGGUGGCGGUGCUACUGCCAGCGGUCGAGCUGGACAGCCCACUACGGGGGAUGGCAGCGACACUCAAACGUCGGUUGCUGCGGUGGGACCGGGAGCAGCAGCUGGCAACGCGGCUGAUGCACCGAAAGGCAGUGCGAAGGCGACGCAUGGCGACGGUGACGGCAGCACCGCGGCCUCGCACUGCAUCUCCCCCCUUGCGCUUCUUCUUCUUCUUGCGUGUGCGGCGGCUGCUGCAAUGCUGGCAGCGUGA